AUGGCCCACGGACGCAGAAGCGUAUAUCUCAACGAUAAACUCGGGAAAGUCAGUCCUAUUGCCAACGGAUCCCUUGCACAAGUCUUUCAUCAACAGCUUCCUUCUUUCGCAAGGACACCACUCGUUUCUCUUGAUGAAUUCGCCCAAGAACUGGGCGUCAAGGCGGUGUACCUGAAGGACGAGAGCAACAGGCUGGGACUCCCUGCCUUCAAGAUUCUUGGGGCAUCAUGGGGAACGUACCGCGCCAUCACGACUGAACUCAACUUGCCUGCCGACUUGUCACUGGAUCAAGUCGCCAAGGCCGCUCAACAGCACUCCAUCUCGCUAUACGCGGCGACUGAGGGUAACCACGGCAGAGCUGUCGCAGCUAUGGCGAAGAUCCUGGGCAUUCCUGCGCACAUUUACAUCCCCAGCAGCGUGGCUGAUGAGACUGUUAAACGAAUCGCAGCCGAGGGCGCAGUUGUCAUUGUGACCGACUCACAUUACGACGAAGCCGUCUUGGAAGCAUGGAAAGCUGCAGCGUCAACCGCCGGCGGACUAUUGAUUCAAGACAACGCGUUUGAGGGCUACGAGCAGAUUCCCGCGUGGAUUGUAGAGGGGUAUUCAACUCUUGUCCUCGAGGCCGAACAGCAAGUUGCUGACAAGGGGCUGAAACCGACCUUGAUGGUUACGCCUGUCGGUGUUGGUUCUUUGGCCCACGCAGUCGUAUCCCAUUGCAAGUCUGGGGGACGGGACUGUGCAGUUUUAUCCGUCGAACCUGAUACUGCACCAUGUCUUUGGACGAGUCUCAUGGCCGGCAAACCGGUGUCGGUGCACACAUCCCGAACCGUCAUGGAAGGACUCAACUGUGGCACCGUUUCGCUUACAGCGUUCGAUGAUCUCCAGGCGGGUAUUGACGCCAGCGCGACUGUCUCCGACUUUGAGGCCCACGAGGCCGUGGAGUAUCUCAGGAACAAUGGUGUCAAGAGCGGGCCUUGUGGUGGUGCGACAGUUGCGGCACUUCGACGCCUUGCCGAAGUCAGUCCGCGACCCAGCUUUCUCUCCAAGGACGCCGUGGUGGUACUGUUGAACACGGAGGGCCAGCGCAAUUACAAGACCCCUUGGACGUAUUUGUCCAAGGCUUCAGGCGCGGGAGAGACAGAGAUUGCAAAUUACAUAUCCGCCUGGCUGCAGCACCGCAACAUCGAAGCUCACUGGUUGGAGAAGAAAUCGGGCAGGCCAUCGGUAGUGGGUGUGCUCCGCGGUCAGGGAGGCGGCAAGUCUAUCAUGUUGAACGGACACAUUGAUACAGUCAGUCUGUCAAGCUACUCAUCGGACCUUGAUCCCUUGAGUGGGGAGCUGAGACCGGAAGGGGGAGGACGAAUCUUUGGACGCGGGAGCGCAGAUAUGAAGUCUGGCGUCGCUGCUGCCAUGGCUGCAAUGGCUCAGCUCAACUCAUCUUCUGGCUCGGUUUUACGUGGCGAUGUGAUCUUGGCUGCUGUAGCCGAUGAAGAAAACUUCUCAUUUGGUACAGAAGAGGUCCUCGGAGCUGGAUGGAGAGCCGAUGCAGCCAUCAUCCCAGAACCUACGUCCCAAGAGAUCAUCAUCGCCCACAAGGGAUUUGUCUGGGUUGAGAUCGAGAUUCUUGGCGUUGCGGCUCAUGGAUCUAUGCCUGAACAAGGCGUGGAUGCUAUACUGCUUGCAGGAGCGGUACAGACGGCACUCCUAGAAUAUUCCAAGACACUGCCAUCAGAUCCCCGUCUGGGAAAGGCUUCGUUGCAUGCUGGUCUGAUCCAGGGCGGUGAGGAGCCCUCGAGCUAUCCAGCGCGCUGCACUCUCACGGUCGAGUUUCGUACCAUUCCGUCACAGACGUCAGACUCCAUUCUCCACGACGUCGAGGCCAUUUUGAAGCGCAUCGGGUCUAGCAACCCCGAGUUCACGUACUCUCCUCCCCGCGUUACGUUUUCGCGGCCGUCCUUUAGCCUGAACGCAGAAGACGAUUUUGUCAACACAUUUGUGGCGGGUGUUUCAAGAACGCUAGGCAAAGCCCCGGCCCCUCAGCAUUGUCAUUCUGGUGCGACGCCGCGUUGUUGUAUGAGGUUGGCAUUCCAUCUAUCGUGUAUGGACCCAGUGGCUAUGGGAUCCAUGGCAAGGAGGAGUGGUCAGUAUUGA
Molecule: messenger RNA, 2151 nt
Organism: Colletotrichum spaethianum
Lineage: Eukaryota; Fungi; Ascomycota; Sordariomycetes; Glomerellales; Glomerellaceae
Product: diaminopropionate ammonia-lyase
Exons: 2
Coding region: 1-2151 (716 amino acids)
Molecular function (GO): hydrolase activity
Source: RefSeq, a predicted model, not a curated record